CGCGCCUGAUCCUAUGCGCUGACUCGCGCGGCGCAGGCGCCUCCUGCCCCGCCGGCGGGGCCCGGGCUUCCCGCGGCGGGAUGUUCUCCCGAAGGAGCCACGGGGAUGUGAAGAAGUCUACCCAGAAGGUGCUAGACCCCAAGAAGGACGUGCUGACCCGCCUGAGGCACCUGCGGGCGCUGCUGGAUAAUAUGGAUACAAAUGAUCUUAAGCAGUUUUUUGAGACCAACUAUUCUCAGAUAUAUUUCAUCUUCUAUGAAAAUUUUAUAACACUGGAAAAUAGUUUGAAAUUAAAAGGGAAUAAUAAGUCACAAAGGGAGGAGCUGGACUCCAUCCUCUUUCUUUUUGAAAAGAUACUGCAGUUUCUACCUGAACGAAUUUUCUUUCGAUGGCAUUAUCAGAGUAUAGGCUCAACUUUAAAGAAGCUUCUACACACUGGAAAUUCUAUUAAGGUAAGAUGUGAAGGAAUCAGGCUGUUUCUUUUGUGGCUUCAAGCACUUCAGACAAACUGUGCAGAAGAGCAGGUGCUGAUUUUUGCUUGCCUCGUGCCCGGUUUCCCGGCGAUCAUGUCAUCCAGAGGGCCCUGUACGCUGGAGACACUCAUCAAUCCUAGCCCUAGUGUAGCUGAUGCAAAGAUAUAUCCAGAAGAAAUCACUCCACUCCUGCCAGGCAUAUCAGGGGAAAAGAUCGCUGAGGACCAAACAUGCUUUUUUCUUCAAAUACUGUUGAAAUAUAUGGUUAUUCAGGCUGCAAGCUUGGAGUGGAAGAAUAAGGAGAAUCAAGAUACUGGUUUUAAAUUUCUUUUUACAUUGUUUCGAAAGUAUUAUCUUCCUCAUUUAUUUCCAUCAUUUACUAAGUUAACAAACAUCUACAAACCUGUACUUGACAUCCCCCAUUUGAGACCAAAGCCAGUGUACGUUACUACAACUCAAGACAAUGAAAACAUUUACAGUACAAAAAUUCCAUACAUGGCAGCUCGUGUUGUCUUUAUUAAGUGGAUUGUAACUUUCUUUUUGGAAAAAAAGUAUCUAACUACAACACAAAACACUAAAAAUGGAGUUGAUGUAUUGCCUAAAAUCAUACAGACUGUCAGUGGUGGUGCGGUGCAAGAGAGGGCACCAGAGAUGGAUGGUGGCGGGCCCACAGAGCAGGACAAAAGCCAUUCUAACAGCAGCACCUUGUCCGACCGAAGACUCAGCAACUCAAGCCUUUGUAGCAUUGAAGAAGAGCACCGAACAGUGUAUGAAAUGGUGCAGCGGAUUCUCUUGUCAACUCGAGGUUAUAUCAAUUUCGUCAAUGAAGUAUUUCACCAGGCAUUUUUGUUGCCUUCCUGUGACAUAGCUGUAACAAGAAAAGUAAUUCAAGUAUACAGAAAGUGGAUCCUCCAAGAUAAACCUGUAUUCAUGGAGGAACCAGAUAAAAAAGAAGUUGCCCAAGAAGAUGCUGAAAAAUUAGAAUUUUCAGAGACUGACAGCAAGGAGACCUCGUCUGAAAGUUCCGGUCAUAAGCGAUCUUCCAGUUGGGGACGAACAUACUCCUUCACGAGUGCGGUGAACAGAGGGUGUGUGACAGAAGAGGAAAAUAAGAAUGUGAAAGCCGGGGCCCAGGCCAUGCUGCAGGUGUUUUUGACAAAUGCUGCAAAUGUCUUUUUGUUGGAACCGUGUGCUGAAGUUCCCAUGCUCUUGAAAGAACAAGUUGAUACUUGUAAAGCUGUGUUGAUUAUUUUUAGGCGCAUGAUAAUGGAGCUUACAAUGAAUAAAAAGACAUGGGAACAGAUGUUGCAAAUACUACUCAGGAUAACAGAAGCUGUCAUGCAGAAGCCAAAGGAUAAACAAAUAAAGGACUUAUUUGCCCAGAGCUUGGCAGGGUUACUGUUUAGGACGCUCAUUGUGGCUUGGAUCCGAGCAAACCUCUUUGUGUACAUUUCUCGAGAGCUCUGGGAUGACUUUCUUGGUGUGCUGUCCUCCCUCACUGAAUGGGAGGAGCUCAUCAACGAGUGGGCCAACAUCAUGGACUCCUUGACAGCAGUGCUCGCGAGAACCGUUUAUGGAGUUGAGAUGACAAACCUACCUCUGGACAAAUUAAGUGAACAAAAGGAAAAGAAGCAACGAGGCAAAGGCUGUGUUCUAGAUUCUCAGAAAGGAACCGCUGUAGGUAGAUCCUUUUCUCUCAGCUGGCGGAGCCACCCGGAUAUGACAGAGCCAAUGCGAUUUAGGAGUGCCACCACAUCAGGGGCACCAGGAGUUGAGAAAGCAAGAAAUAUUGUUCGCCAAAAAGCAACUGAAGUGGAAGAGUGUCAGCAGCUACGAAACCCACCUCCAGUUGAGUCUGGCCUCCUGGCGGCCGAGCCGCCGCAUCAGCUUGUCCGGAGCAGCAGCACACCUGACGUCACUGAGCCCCUCUGCGCAGACUCUUCUCAGGGUCAAAAGGUAGAACAUGCACAGAAUCUAAGCUCUUCAGAGCCUAAGCCUGUUCAAGAGAGGAAAGGACAUGUGAAGAAAGAACAUGAGGGGAUAACAAGCUUAGUUCGAAGAAGCAGCAGCCCUGCUGAAUUGGAUUUAAAAGAUGAUUUGCAGCAGACGCAAGGAAAAUGUAGGGAAAGACAGAAGAGUGAAAGUGUCAGCAGUGACACAGCUCUGGGCUAUAAUGGUGAGGCAGAGCUGUCCAUGAGUGCAUGGCAGACCUAUGAGGACGACCCGGAACUGAGCACUCCCACAGAUGUUGUAGCUGACUCUGAUGCCCGCCAUUGGUUACAACUGAGUCCCACUGAUGCUUCAAACCUAACAGAUAGCAGCGAAUGCCUUGCAGAUGACUGUAGCAUCAUCGCUGGAGGGAACCUCACUGGUUGGCAUCCAGACUCUGCUGCUGUGUUAUGGCGAAGAGUCUUGGGAAUUCUUGGAGAUAUGAAUAAUAUCCAGUCACCCAAGAUCCAUGCCAAAGUUUUUGGCUAUCUCUAUGAACUCUGGUACAAACUGGCAAAGAUACGGGAUAAUCUAGCAAUAAGCCUAGAUAACCAAUCUUCUCCAUCUCCUCCGGUCUUGAUCCCACCACUCAGAAUGUUUGCGUCAUGGCUUUUUAAGGCGACAACAUUGCCAAAUGAAUAUAAGGAAGGCAAACUACAAGCCUACAAACUGAUCUGUGCCAUGAUGACCAGACGCCAGGACGUUCUGCCAAACUCGGACUUCCUGGUGCAUUUUUACCUUGUGAUGCACCUGGGAUUAACCAGCGAGGAUCAGGAUAUCUUAAAUACCAUUAUAAGGCACUGUCCACCCCGCUUUUUCUCCCUGGGUUUGCCUGGCUUCUCAAUGCUGGUGGGGGACUUCAUCACUGCCGCUGCCAGGGUCCUCAGUACAGACAUGCUGGCGGCACCUCGUACAGAAGCUCUCACCAUUCUCGGUUCUCUUGUCUGCUUUCCAAAUACCUACCGAGAGAUCCCUUUACUGCAGUCAGUGCCAGAUGUUAAUGAAGUCGUUACAGGAGCCAAAGAUGUCAAGCAUUACCUCAUAAAUAUUUUACUGAAGAAUGCCACAGAGGAACCAAAUGAAUGUGCAAGAUGCAUUGCCAUUUGCUCCCUCGGGGUCUGGAUAUGUGAAGAACUUGCACAGUGUACAAGCCAUCCUCAGCUGAAAGCCGCCAUCAAUGUGAUAGGUGUCACUUUGAAGUUUCCUAACAAAAUCGUGGCUCAGGUAGCCUGUGAUGUUCUUCAGUUGCUGGUUUCCUACUGGGAAAAGCUUCAGAUGUUUGAAACCUCUCUGCCUCGGAAAAUUGCAGAAAUCCUUGUGGCCACAAUUGCUUUUCUUUUACCAAGUGCAGAGUACUCCUCAGUGGAAACAGAUAAGAAGUUUAUUGUGUCCUUGCUGCUCUGCCUCUUGGACUGGUGCAUGGCAUUGCCUGUGAACUCCCUUCUCCACCCAGUGUCCACAGCGGCCCUGGAGGAGCAGCACUUGGCCAGAGCCCCUUUGCUGGAUUAUAUCUACAGGGUUCUGCACUGCUGUGUUUGUGGCUCGAGCACAUAUACCCAACAGAGUCACUACACAUUGACCCUGGCUGACCUGUCAUCCACGGAUUACGACCCCUUCCUGCCGCUGGCAAACGUGAAGAAUUCUGAGCCAGUCCAAUAUCAUUCAUCAGCAGAAUUGGGAAACCUGCUUACUGUUGAAGAGGAGAGGAAGAGAAGAAGUUUGGAGCUGAUCCCUCUGACUGCCAGAAUGGUGAUGGCCCACCUGGUGAACCACCUGGGACACUUUCCCCUCCACGGGGGCCCCGCUGUGCUGCACAGCCUGGUCAGCGAGAACCAUGACAAUGCGCAUGCGGAAGCCUCUGAGCUCUCCUCCGAGGUGUUCAGGAGCCCAAACCUGCAGCUGUUUGUGUUUAAUGACAGUACCCUCAUCUCCUACCUUCAAACACCCUCAGAAGGACCGACAGGCACAUCACCAGUGGGCACCCUCUCCGACGUGAGAGUAAUUGUGAGGGAUAUCUCAGGGAAGUACUCUUGGGAUGGGAAGGUUUUAUAUGGACCUUUGGAAGCCUACUUAGCACCCAAUGGCAGAAGUCCUGCAUUUCUGAUUUCAGGUUGGCAGCAUCAAGCAGUUGGACCUCAGAAAGAUUUUUCUCAAACUGAGGAGGGAGAUGAUGUCCUCGACAAAUUACUUGAAAAUAUUGGCCAUACAAGUCCUGAAUGCCUUUUACCAUCGCAGCUAAAUCUGAAUGAACCUUCCCCACCCCCAUGUGGAAUGAACCGUGACCAAGAGAAGGAAAUCAUCGAGGUCAUUUUGCGCCAGAACGCACAAGAAGACGAGUAUGUUCGGAGGUGUAACUCUGAUUCGGCCAUGAAAGUCACCAGCCAGGAGCAGCCAUCACCAGUGGAGCCCCGAGGACCCUUUUAUUUCUGCAGGCUGUUGCUCGAUGACUUGGGAAUGAAUUCUUGGGACAGAAGGAAGAAUUUCCAUCUAUUGAAGAAAAAUUCAAAAUUAUUGAGAGAGCUAAAAAAUCUGGACUCCCGUCAGUGCCGUGAAACGCACAAAAUCGCAGUGUUUUAUAUUGCUGAAGGUCAAGAAGACAAGUGUUCAAUCCUCUCCAAUGAAAGAGGAAGCCAAGCAUAUGAAGACUUUGUUGCUGGACUUGGAUGGGAGGUGGAUCUCUCAACCCACUGCGGAUUCAUGGGUGGACUGCAGCGCAAUGGCAGCACUGGGCAGACCGCCCCUUAUUAUGCUACCUCAACCGUGGAAGUGAUUUUUCACGUUUCAACUCGGAUGCCAUCAGAUUCAGAUGAUUCACUCACCAAAAAGCUCCGUCACUUGGGGAAUGACGAGGUCCACAUCGUCUGGUCUGAACACUCCAGGGACUACCGCAGGGGUAUUAUCCCAACCGCCUUUGGAGAUGUUUCAAUCAUUAUUUACCCAAUGAAGAAUCACAUGUUCUAUAUUGCUAUAACGAAGAAACCCGAGGUUCCGUUUUUUGGGCCUCUAUUUGAUGGCGCCAUAGUGAGUGGGAAGCUGCUGCCAAGCCUUAUAUGUGCCACGUGCAUCAACGCCAGCAGGGCGGUGAAGUGCCUCAUCCCACUCUACCAGAGCUUCUACGAAGAGCGAGCUCUGUAUCUUGAAGCAAUAAUUCAGAACCACCGUGAAGUAAUGACAUUUGAGGAUUUUGCAGCCCAAGUCUUCUCUCCCUCUCCCAGCUCCUCCCUCAGUGGAACGGAUUAAGAUACGUAAAAGUCUCAUUGCAAUAUUUGAGCAAGGGCCCUAGUCGCCAGCCUGAAUGCCCACCUCAAGGCACCCCCUGGUGAGGAGGAGACAGAUGAGACUCCCCUACUCCCCCACCCCAAACCCCCAAACCCAGAGACUCCAGGACACGUUGUUGCUCUGCUAGCAGCCUCAGCAAGUCUUCCUGUUAACGGCCUCUGAAGUUAGACGUGAACCCCACCGAAAUGUCAUAGAUUGGACUUUCAAACUAGGCACUGUUAUCUUGCCCUGAAACCUCAUGAACCUUGGGCUUUGAAAGAAGAAAAGAAAAAGUCACCAACAACCAGAGUCAAACCCGCUCUCGCGCAUUGGUGUGACUGGUCCGGGCAGGGUCAGCAGGAGGAGAUUCUGGGCUUUCAGGGAGGGCAGAGGGCAGCUGGUUUCUGUACCCAAAGUUAUUUCCUCUCAUUAAUGAACUCGUGAUUAACAGAGGGGCCAGCCAAACAACUGUCACAUUGUUUAAGGAAUUUUCUAUGCAUUGAUUUUGCUAGUUCUUCUUAUGUUAGGAUUUAUGGUUUACUCAAAAAUUUCAUCAUCAUGGAAAUUGGCUUUCCCUGGGGUCUUUAGCCCAAGAGAAGUUUUACCUCAGUCGCUGAGUGUUUUUCCACCUGGUGCCUGAGGCCCACUAACUGGGGAGAGGUUUUCCUGACCGUCCUGGAAGCCCUCCAGGUCGUGACAGUGAUGCUCCUGUCACGGAACACUCAGAUGGUUCUACAAAUGUAGGGUCCUGCCCCUGCGAAGCUCCUGUAGGUUAGGAAACCUUCCAAGGCUCUGCUCAGCACAGGGCCGUGUCAGCACAAGGCCCCCGCCAGCUCGGGCGCUGGAGUGAGACGGGCACCCCGGGAAUGUCCAUCUGCCUCCAAGAGCUUCCCCUGCAAUGGUGCUCCCCUGCCCACUGCUGAGAGAGGGCUACGGCAGGGGUCUGAGAAAUACGUACUGUCACAUGGAGUCUUAGGGGAACAGAUUCCAAGCAAGGGAUAUGAUCCGUCAUUUCUCUCCAUUUGGCUCCAAGAAAAGCAAGUUGAGCCUGUCUGAAAAAAAUGAAAAGCUUCACCUUCCAUCUGCGCUUGCCCAGCGCCCUUGCUGGGGGUCUGCAAGUGUCAGCAACAGAGAAGUUGGUCAACAGGGAAGCCCUGUUUGGCGCAGGCCCUCGGCCUGUCUCCGCUGCAACCCCUCCACCCAGCACAGGGAGCAGCACGAAGAAUGCAGCCGCCAGCUAAGGGCCCGAGAAAGGCCGACCUGGGAGGAUGCUUCCCGCCUUGCCCUGCCCUCUGCCUCUCUGUUCUCGCACCCACUGACUGUUACCCCCAGCCUGCUUUGCUCCCCUUUCUGGUGAGCCCUCUGAGCCGACUCACCCCGUCAGAGCGGCCAGUUUCACUGACCCGUCAGUUCUUUCCAUCAACCAUGGAAUUGGUUUGGCUGGUACCUGACCUUUGCAGGAGAAAUAGGCAGACCCAGGAGCCAGACUUGCUUUGGGGACAAGUGAGAAAGGAUUGAGACAGUCAUUCCUAUUAGAAGGAUGGACUUUCUAAUUCUAGAGAGAAUUUGUUUUUCUGCUUUAUAGAGGAUUGCAAGUAGGGCUGGAGGCCCAGGCCCACAGACAGGGAGCCUGAGUGUGCUCUGAACAUCAGAGACCGAGGGACGUUCCAAAUAGAAGUAAGCCCUUCACUGUGGGCUGUUCUAUAAACGGCCCAAUUUGUUCACUUAUUGGGGGCUCAAUGGCAAUAUGAAGGGUGACUGGAAGUCACAGCAUUUUCUGUUGUGUCAGCAUACAUCACGGUUCUUAUCUCAACCCCCCACACACACACCUUUUAAUGAUUUGGGCUCUCUGGUUGGCAUAGUUUGGCCCAUAUCGCUCAGACUCGAGACUCUGGUUGAGCUGCUUCAUUUGACAUUUGUGAAGGACUCAGACCUCGUUCCUGCAGAGAAGGGCAUCGAGUGUUCCUGGCUCUGGAGUCCCAUGUAGGCUCCGACAGCAAGUAGCUUCUGGGAGAAUAUUUCAUCUUCAGGCUCUGGAAAACCCCUGUUGCAGAAUUAUUGGACUCCUGCUCUGUGAUUCCAUUUUCUCUCCAGGAACCAGUCCUCCUGACCCUGGAGUGGGAAACUCAGUUGUAGGCAGCAAAUACCUAGUCCUGCCUGUAAUCCUUGAUGAUUUUAACAAUGUGUGACCAGGUUACAGCCAGCAGUUUUGUGACUGGAGUUUUUUCUGAGCCCGCUCUUCUCAGUCAUGGCUCUGGUUGGGAGGUUUGGGAUGGGGAACAGAGAAUCUGGUGACAAGAUUUGCUGGCAAUCACAGGGACUUGAAUCAUUUUGUUAUUUGGGGUGGAAAAUUGAAAUGAUGAAGGUUUUUUUUUUUUUCACUUAGAAAAGCAAAUAGUGUGCUUUUGUAAUAAAUGCCUUUCAGCAAAAUUGCAGAGGGUCACUCAUCUGGUGGGGACCCACCUGAGUCACAGUGCUGACUCAUCACAUUAGUAGGUCAGCCAUCUGUAAACAAGAGUGGCCCUAAUUGGCCCAAAAUAGAUAAGACUCGCUGGCUUCCAGGCGGGGCCAGGCCAGUUCCUUCGCUUCUCUGCAUGCUGAUUUCCAUCUAAAGUAAAGCUGGUGUUCUGUAGUCUCAAUGAGUAGGUUUUUGUACUUAAAAAAAAUAGUAAUGCCACAAAAUGAUGACUUUUUUAAAUAGUAAAACCUUAAGUAAACAGAAGUGAGGAAAUUCAGCUUGGGUGACUCUCACGGUGUCUCCACGCAGUUAAGGCUACAGUUCCUCAGAGCCAUUGGGAAGGGGGAGGGUUAAGCCUUGAUUUGGUGAGUGCCUGACCAAUGGGACCCUUAGCCUUACAAACAAGAGAUCGUGCGGAUCCAUAGACAAUGCAGAUCACAUCUUCCUGUCCUUCCUCAGGCGUCACCACUUGUGCUUCAUUUACUGUCAUAUUUGUAUCAUCUGGAUGUUUGAGGGGUCCUUGAAAACUUACUGUGAUGUCUUUUUUGUAAGUGUGUUAUGUUUAUAUCUACUAAAGGAGAACAUCCACAUUGAAGGGAAAUUCAACAUGAAACAACCAUUGUUUUAGUUGCACUCAGUAUCUAUGUAUGACAUACACAUUAUGUGAAUGUUUUCUUAUGUUUUCAGGUCUACAAUAUUUAGUACAUGUAAAUAAGGAAAAAAUUUGAUAAAUAUGGUAAAUUAA
Diceros bicornis minor is the source of this 8923-nucleotide messenger RNA. RefSeq names its product Ral GTPase activating protein catalytic subunit alpha 2 (gene RALGAPA2). NCBI's taxonomy places the organism in Eukaryota, Metazoa, Chordata, Mammalia, Perissodactyla, Rhinocerotidae. The record is from RefSeq and is a predicted model, not a curated record. Gene Ontology annotation, cellular component: cytoplasm; nucleus. The transcript has 40 exons. Gene Ontology annotation, molecular function: GTPase activator activity. Bases 81 to 5702 code for a protein of 1873 amino acids. Gene Ontology annotation, biological process: positive regulation of GTPase activity; regulation of small GTPase mediated signal transduction.